AUAUUCAGCAUACACAUGGAACCUGCAAACCAGACACAUAUUUCAGAAUUCUUUCUCAUGGGACUAGCUUAUGUCCCUGAACUGCAGCCCCUCAUUUUCAACGUGUUCCUGCUCAUGUACCUCAUCACCAUAAUGGGAAACCUACUCAUUAUCCUGGCUGUGAGCAUAGACUCCCACCUCCACACUCCCAUGUAUUUCUUCCUGUGUAAUCUGUCUUUCACUGAUAUCUGUACGAGCACAACAUCAGUCCCAAAGUUGCUGUUGAACAUUCAAGCACAUGACCAAAGCAUCACUUACAUAGGCUGCAUCUCACAGGUGUAUUCUAUGUUGACAUUUUGUGGUGUAGAAAGUUGUCUCCUCACUGUAAUGGCUUAUGACCGCUAUGUGGCCAUUUGUCAACCUUUGAGAUAUACAAUUAUUAUGAACCCUUUCCUGUGCAUCUUGCUAGUCUUACUUUCUCUGAUAAUCAGCACUAUAAAUGCACUGCUCCACACACUUCUGGUGUUGCAACUGUUCUUUUGUACAGAAAAUGAUAUCCCCAACUUCUUCUGUGAACUUGGUCAAAUCACAAAACUUGCCUGUUCUGAUACAUUUAUCAAUAUUAUCUUUAUUUAUCUGGCAACUAUUGUAUUUUCAGUUAUCCCCCUCUCUGGAAUUAUUUUCUCUUAUUUUCAAAUUGUGUCCUUGAUUCUGAAGAUCCCAUCAGUUGGUGGAAGGCAUAAAGCUUUUUCCACCUGUGGGUCUCAUCUUUCAGUGGUAUCUUUAUUCUAUGGGACUGGUUUAGGUGUGUACAUGAGUUCUUCAGUUUCUAACUCUUCCAGCAGCAAUGUAAUAGCAUCCAUGAUGUACAGUGUGGUCCCUCAAAUGCUGAAUCCUUUCAUCUACAGUUUGAGAAGCAAAGAAAUCAAAGGGGCCUUGAGGAAGGUCAUCGUUGGGAUCAUUUAUUUUCUGUAA
Chionomys nivalis (European snow vole) is the source of this 954-nucleotide messenger RNA. RefSeq names its product olfactory receptor 7G2-like. Gene Ontology annotation, cellular component: membrane. Bases 16 to 954 code for a protein of 312 amino acids. The transcript has a single exon. The record is from RefSeq and is a predicted model, not a curated record. Gene Ontology annotation, molecular function: G protein-coupled receptor activity; olfactory receptor activity. NCBI's taxonomy places the organism in Eukaryota, Metazoa, Chordata, Mammalia, Rodentia, Cricetidae. Gene Ontology annotation, biological process: G protein-coupled receptor signaling pathway.